Molecule: messenger RNA, 1365 nt
Organism: Paramuricea clavata
Lineage: Eukaryota; Metazoa; Cnidaria; Anthozoa; Malacalcyonacea; Plexauridae
Source: the annotation of a GenBank genome assembly
AUGCUGGCAAUUGAAAGCAUUGAAACGUCUAUUGAUAAGAUGGAAAUAAGCCUCAAGGAACACAUGGAAAAAACUAUUCAUUCAUCCGGCAGAAUUUUGACCGGACGUAAAACAGCACAUGAUUUUGAUGAAAGUCAGCUAACUUACCUGCAGGCUCUUAGAAGUGAGUUAAACAAUAUACGUGCUAGAAUUACAGAACUUGAGAAAACAUGCAAUUCAGCAUUUAAACACACUUUUUCCGCUAUGAAAAGGAAGUCCCGCUCAAAGAAGCAAAACAGCGGCAAGAGCAAGAAAAUGAAGAACAAGCGAAAUGUAGCAAGAACAACAGAGAUUUUAAGGAAGAUUGCUCCAGGGUUCAAGGAAGGAAAGGCAUGUAAAAAGGACGAUUUAAGCGCGGGGAUCAUCAUGGGCAAUAGCUUUGACAUCUUCAAGCUGUAAAUUACUUGAUGGCAGUGCCAAAUACAUGGUAUGCAACAUUUUAGGUGUUGGUGGAAAUGUUAGUGAUGGCAGUGGAAGUUGGGAUGAAGCUGAUCAGGAUGAUAGUGGACGUGAUGACAAUGCAAGUGAUUAUUGUGAAAGUGAUGAUGGUAGAACUGAUGACAUAAAUAGAAGUGAUGUUGGAAGUGAUGUUGGAAGUGAUGUUGGAAGUGAUGCUGGGCAUGUAGUAAAAGAAGGAAUACCGGAACACCUGAAUGCCGGAACACCUGAAUGCCGGAACACCGGAAUAGUAUUUUUACUUUUGAAGGACAAUUUAAAAAAAUAUUUCAAAUCCAUAAGGAAUUUUUUAUUUAAUUAAGGCGUUUAAACAUGAAUAAAAAAUGUCAAUUUUUCUACAGUAUUAUUCAAUGCGGCAGUUUAGUAGACCUUAUUUACAAGGAUAUCAAACGCACAAACACUUAAUAACGCGAUGUCCCACAAGACAAUGUUUGGCGACGUUUCACCAUGUAAAUGGUGUUACUUGAAACUCGAUUGGGUCGGCAACGACUUGCAUUACGAGUUGUUGCUAAACAUUUUCUUGUGAGACAUCUCAUAAGUUGUUUUCCUCGAAGGAAUACAUAUAUUCGUGUGAAUAAAACUAAUAUCCCAGUUAUAUUCUACCAGGAUUCGCUGAUUAAUUUAAAUUAAAGUCUCGACGUGAAUUUGAAUUAAGUAAAUGUAAACAAUACACUAGUUAUUGUGGAUUUCAGAUCACCUCUCAAAGCGUGGUUCCCUAGUUUGUUUGUUGGUAAUUCCCAAUUAUUUAUUAAGUCUUGAGAAAUACGUUUAAUUCGUUGGCUAUAUAAGUAAAACACUGCAAAUUACGAGUUUAAGAUCGCUACGUCGGUAUUCCAGUUCAGUACUUCGGUAUUUGAGUAAGCAACUUAA